Messenger RNA from Oldenlandia corymbosa var. corymbosa, 1563 nucleotides. NCBI's taxonomy places the organism in Eukaryota, Viridiplantae, Streptophyta, Magnoliopsida, Gentianales, Rubiaceae. The record is from the annotation of a GenBank genome assembly.
AUGAUUCUCCGCCCAUUUUCCCAUCCGAUUCUCCCAGUUAUCACAAAAUUAGCUUUUCUGAAUAUCAAAUUUCAACCGGGGAGGAAAAUGGCGAAUGUUUCCAUGGCGAUGAAACAGUUUUCCCGGCGCAUUUCAACGAUUUCCUCUAAUAACAAUCCAUUCUCCGUCUGCGUCGUCGGAAGCGGUCCGGCUGGCUUCUACACCGCAGAAAAGAUUCUGAAGAAGCAUGAGGAAGCUCGAGUUGACAUAAUUGACCGAUUGCCGACGCCGUUCGGGCUUGUCCGAUCCGGUGUGGCUCCUGAUCAUCCGGAAACGAAGAUCGUGAUGAAUCAAUUUUCUCGGGUUGUGCAAAAUGAUCGGUGUUCGUUCUUUGGGAAUGUAGCUCUUGGAUCUUCGGUAUCUUUGUCGGAGCUCCGUGAUUUCUAUGAUGUGGUUGUGCUUGCCUAUGGUGCUGAAAGUGACAGGGUUCUUGGUGUACCUGGAGAAGACCUGAAGGGUAUUUACUCUGCCAGAGAGUUUGUCUGGUGGUAUAAUGGACAUCCAGAUUACAGCCAGCUGGAUCCUGACUUGAAGAGCAAUGAUACUGCUGUUGUUCUAGGUCAGGGAAAUGUAGCUCUCGACGUCGCGCGAAUUCUGUUGCGCCCGACAGCUGAAUUAGCAUCGACUGACAUUGCAAGCCAUGCUGUGGCUGCGCUUGAAGAGUCUUGUGUAAGAAAAGUUUACUUGGUUGGAAGAAGAGGGCCUGUGCAAGCAGCCUGUACUGCGAAAGAAUUACGAGAGCUUCUUGGUACCAAAGGUUUAUCUGUUAACAUCAAUGAAGCCGACCUUGCAAAAACCCCUGCCGAUGAGGAAGAACUGAGGAAUAAUCGGAUCCAUAGAAGGAUUUAUGAGUUGCUUUCUAAAGCAGCUUCAUCAGGAGCCUCCACUAGUUCAGCUGAACGACAGCUUAACUUUGUUUUCUUUCGGAAACCUGACAGAUUCCUAGAAUCAGAUACCAGGAGCGGUUGUGUUGCUGGUGUUCGAUUAGAGAAGACUGUUGUGAGAGAAAAUGGAGGGAAGCAGGUUGCGAUUGGUACAGGAGAUUUCGAGGAGAUACAAUCUGGUUUGGUACUGAAGAGCAUUGGGUAUAAAUCUGUACCUGUAGAUGGAUUACCCUUUGAUCACAACAGAGGCGUGGUGCCAAAUAUUGAAGGCCGCGUUACAAGUGAUGAUGCCUCAGCUGCUGAUGGAUUGCAGCAGUUCGAGAAGGGGUUGUAUGUUUGUGGAUGGUUGAAGAGGGGUCCAACAGGGAUCAUUGCCACCAAUCUCUACUGUGCUGAAGGUACAGUAAACAGUAUAUCUGAGGAUAUCGAGAAAGGAGUGUUAACUCCUCUCUCCAUUUCUACACGAAAACCUGGAAGAGAAGGCCUGCUUCAGUUACUAGACAGUAAAAACAUCAGAUACGUUCCGUUUGAAUCUUGGGAGAAGAUUGACAAUGAAGAGAAAAGACAAGGAUGGUUGAAGAACAAGCCAAGAGAGAAGCUUACCACGUGGACUGAGCUGAUGAAGACGGCCUCGGACUGA